This is a messenger RNA of Manis pentadactyla (Chinese pangolin), 2260 nucleotides long. It is a transcript of the gene PCBP3, whose product is annotated as poly(rC) binding protein 3. Gene Ontology annotation, cellular component: nucleus; cytoplasm. The transcript is spliced from 16 exons. Gene Ontology annotation, molecular function: mRNA binding. NCBI's taxonomy places the organism in Eukaryota, Metazoa, Chordata, Mammalia, Pholidota, Manidae. The record is from RefSeq and is a predicted model, not a curated record. Gene Ontology annotation, biological process: regulation of gene expression; regulation of RNA metabolic process. Bases 511 to 1599 code for a protein of 362 amino acids.
GUCAGCGGCGCAGAGCGGGUGGGCCCGCGCCGCGCGCAGAGAGUCGGCAGGAGUGUAAGGAACCGCUGCUGCCACCUCAGUCGCCUCGGUCGCCUCAGUCGCCUCAGAUUAGGUCGCCUCAGGCUCCGCCGCUGCGGCCUUCCUCUUCCCGGUACCAGCCCGCGGCCCCGCGCCGAAUUCCUACCGGCCGGCCAGCAGGCACGCCUCCUGCCGCGGGAGAGGCACAUCUUGGAGACAUCAAGUUCAGUUCCAGGCCACCACAAUAAAGUGAAUGUCACAGGUGAGCGGGCUCCACAGCAAGAGCAGCCCCUCCACGAGGCCCCACCUCCGGGUCAGACGCGCUCAGGUGCUAUAAGUCUACUUGUUUGCUGCCUAUGGAUCUGCCCCGACCGUAGAGCCUGCUUAUGGGGGAAGGUGAGUGACGGUGACACCAUCUGGGCCCCAUCUAUUGUUCCUCCCAGCACCCUCGGCACCUUCAGCCACCAUCCCCAGCCACAUUUUGAGAGAAAGAUGGAAUCCAAGGUCUCAGAAGGCGGCCUGAACGUGACCCUGACCAUCCGCCUGCUGAUGCACGGGAAGGAAGUUGGAAGCAUCAUUGGGAAGAAAGGGGAGACUGUGAAAAAGAUGCGUGAGGAGAGCUGUGCAAGGAUCAACAUCUCAGAGGGAAACUGCCCAGAAAGAAUCGUGACCAUCACAGGCCCAACAGACGCCAUCUUCAAGGCCUUUGCCAUGAUUGCCUACAAGUUUGAGGAGGACAUCAUUAACUCCAUGAGCAACAGCCCUGCCACCAGCAAGCCCCCAGUGACACUGAGGUUGGUGGUCCCCGCCAGCCAGUGCGGGUCCCUGAUUGGCAAAGGCGGCUCCAAGAUCAAGGAGAUAAGGGAGUCCACAGGUGCCCAGGUCCAGGUGGCUGGAGACAUGCUGCCCAACUCCACAGAGCGGGCAGUGACCAUCUCGGGAACACCUGACGCCAUCAUCCAGUGCGUCAAGCAGAUCUGUGUGGUCAUGCUGGAGUCCCCACCGAAAGGUGCCACCAUUCCCUACCGCCCAAAGCCCGCCUCCACCCCUGUCAUUUUUGCAGGUGGUCAGGUAAGAGCCGACCCGCUCGCGGCCUCCACUGCCAACCUCAGCCUUUUACUGCAGCCCCCGCCGCUGCCCGCCUACACGAUCCAGGGACAGUAUGCCAUCCCCCACCCAGAUCAGUUGACCAAGCUCCACCAGCUGGCCAUGCAGCAAACCCCCUUUCCUCCCCUCGGACAGACCAACCCCGCUUUCCCUGGAGAGAAGCUGCCUUUACACUCCUCCGAAGAAGCUCAAAAUCUGAUGGGCCAGUCGUCAGGUCUGGAUGCCAGUCCCCCGGCCAGCACCCACGAGCUCACCAUUCCCAAUGAUCUAAUAGGCUGCAUAAUUGGACGCCAAGGGACCAAAAUCAAUGAAAUUCGACAGAUGUCUGGAGCUCAGAUCAAAAUUGCCAAUGCCACAGAAGGGUCAGCAGAGCGCCAGGUCACCAUCACAGGGACCCCAGCAAACAUCAGCCUUGCCCAGUACCUCAUCAAUGCCAGGCUGACGUCUGAGGUCACUGGGAUGGGCGCCCUCUGAAUCCUGCCCAGAGCCCUCCACUCUGAGGACCCUGACCUCUGCCUGGCUCGCACGCUCUGUACAGACCACCCACCCCUUGUCUCAAAUAUAAAUAGAGGUUUAAUUUACUAGCAAAACUUAUCUAUGCCAUAGAGAUGCCAACAGAGCAAAGCCGUCGGCCCCAGGCUCACGUUGGCAUGCACUGCUGAUGAUUUUAAAUGCUGUGGGGCCUUCCCAUCAAUGGCAGUUUAGAAAUAGCCUUCCUUUGUGUGGUGCACCUGUUCAAGAGUUGGUUUGACCUUUCAACCUCAUGUCCUACAAGCCAUCCUGUCCCACACCAUCCAGGGCUGUGGUUGCCUUGAGCAGCUCCGCUGGCGCCUGGCCACACCUGCUGACUUUGUUUCCCCACCCAGCCUGAGGUUGUCUGGGUCCUCCUGUCUGCACACAUCUUUCAGGGUCGGGCAUGCCCUGCCCUUUAUUCCAAGGGAAGGAGACUGGAGGAUGGGGGUCCUGACCCCAGGCACAGCGGGGGGGGGGGGUGCGGGGCCCUAACUGGCUGUCAUGUCGGGGGAGCCCGCGAGGGCCCCUGGGCGGCUUUGGGUGGCUGCCCAGGAAGUGCCUCUGCACACGUGCAAGUUCAAUAAAUGUCGUGCGCUGCCCCGCCUGGCUCUGGCUCCUCUCC